AUAUUACUCUCUCUCUCUCUCUACAGAAGCUCCAUCGUCGAAAAUGGGUAACAAGAAGAAAUUCAUCAACAAGAAACAAGCGGCUACUUUUCAACUCCUCGCUCGAGAUUCGUCUGAUCCAAACUACACCGAUGGACCUUCGGGGGAUCGAAUUUUCGUGAGAGUUGACAACAAUUCUUACUCACCCGAUACCUUCUUCGAAGGAGAUGAAGAUGGCCAAUUUGCCGACAACGAUCCCAACUCAGUGUUCGCUGACGCUCCGGAUGAUUGUGAUGAUGAAGAUGACGGCGGAGAUUUGCGAAAGCAGAUUCGAGCGCCGCCGCAGAGUGCGGCGGCGGUGUUGCCGGAUCAUAUAAGGAGGGAGAUUUUGGAGCUAGGGUUUCCCGAUGACGGUUAUAACUAUUUGAUUCAUUUGAGGGAGAUUAAGAAUACUGGUGGUGGUUCGGCUUAUUAUCAUAAUAGUAAAGCGAAGCUCGAUCAGCUUCCACUUGAUGUGAAGGCAUAUGAUGCUUCGAGAGUAGAAAUUCCUGGUGUGAAGGAUGAUUCGAACGAGAAGUCAAUUUAUAAUGUAGCAUCAAGGACUGUUGGUGUUAGGAUUCAGAAAGCAGUUGAUCCUGAAGUAGUUGCAUUGCUUGAUGAUAGUGAUUUGUCUCGUUUUGGUUCUGAUGAUGAGGACUUGGAAGAGGAUUUUGUUGUCAAGGCUAACCUUCUUGAUGAAGCGGAGGAUGUAGAAUUUGAUAAAAAGUUGAAUUUGGUUGAAAACUCUGCGGUGAACAGAAAAGAAGAUGAUGUAGAAUUUGAUAAAAAGUUGAAUUUGGUUGAAAACUCUGGGGUGAACAGAAAAGGAGUUGAUGUGGUUGACUUUGUUGAUGCUGAUGAAGUCAGAAAUCUCCUGCCCAAUGCCGGUAGCAUUGCUGAGAAACCAAGAACUCGCCGCCUUUUAGAUGAGCAGUUUGACAUGCUUGAACUUCAGGAAUAUGGUGCAAACAGUGAUGAUGAAUUCGAUAAUUUCAUAGCUGAAGAAGCUGAACACCAUGAAUCCCUUGCAGAAAAGCUCAAUCAUGCACUUAAGGACCAUGCGACUGAAGAUUUGGAACUUGAUGACAAAUAUAAAGUUCCUGCAGAGUCAGAGGACCGUGCUGGCGAUGUUAUUCGCCGGUGUAUUGAAUAUGCUGAAAAGUUUGAAAUUGACAAUCAAGAUGAAGAUGUGGUUGUUGUAGAGGAAAGUAGUGAUGAGUCUGAAGUGUGGGAUUGUGAGACUAUCAUUUCAACAUAUUCAAAUCUUGAUAAUCACCCUGGGAAAAUAGAAACGCCAGGAGUACGGAGAAAGAAGAAGUUGGCCGAAACACUCUCUGGAGCUUUAAGUGCUCCUAGCCAUGUAAUAUCACUUAAAGGAAAAGAGAAGCUUCCUGUGGACUAUUUGCCUCAAAGUAUGAAAUCUGCUACAGAAAAGGUGAAAGAUUUGACUACCUCAAAAAAUGAGCCGCUGAAGAGGAAGCAACUUGGUCAUGAAUCAAAGGAGGAGAAGAAAGAGCGGAAGGCUGCUAUAAAAGAAGAAAGGCGUGAGGCUCGUCGGGUGAAAAAAGAAAUGAAGGGACUGUACAGGUGCGAAGCUCAGCGUGCUCAGAAAGUUGCUGCCUUUACUGGUCCAUCUUCCAUUCAUCUUAUGUAAUAUGGCUUCAAGUACUUUCUUAAGAGUGGAGGCAAUAUGGAUGCUUCUUUCAAUUAUAUUCAAUAUAGAGGGUGGCUGCAAAAUCCGCUGCCAAUUUCCAGAAUGAAGGGCCGUAUUUUUGCACUUCUGGAUUGACAUGACAUCAGAGAAGCGUAAUGCACGAGACAUGGUGUACUUGGUUGAUUAGCUUUCAUCUUUGGAGUACUGUAUAUCGGUGAGAUUCCUAGGGCUACUGCAAGAUAAUGUCAGAUGCUUAAAUGGAAUCAUAUAAAUGUGGCUCGUGCUAAGUGUGCGUAAUUUAGCUGUUACAUGAUAUUAAGUUUUGCUAUAGUUAGCUAUUUAUUUUACCCUAAUAUUACCAGGCUAAUUACCUUUUUUUUUAUUAUUUAGUUGUUAUUCCCCGUAGUUUAUUUUCUGAAUUUGUUGCAAGUAGAGUUGAAAUUUUUGAGUGGA
This is a messenger RNA of Camellia sinensis, 2125 nucleotides long. Its product is annotated as Low temperature viability protein. The record is from RefSeq and is a predicted model, not a curated record. Gene Ontology annotation, biological process: ribosomal small subunit export from nucleus; ribosomal small subunit biogenesis. Gene Ontology annotation, cellular component: preribosome, small subunit precursor; nucleus; cytosol. Lineage: Eukaryota; Viridiplantae; Streptophyta; Magnoliopsida; Ericales; Theaceae.